Messenger RNA from Pocillopora damicornis (cauliflower coral), 1453 nucleotides. Its product is annotated as calumenin-A. Gene Ontology annotation, molecular function: calcium ion binding. The record is from RefSeq and is a predicted model, not a curated record. Lineage: Eukaryota; Metazoa; Cnidaria; Anthozoa; Scleractinia; Pocilloporidae. Gene Ontology annotation, cellular component: endoplasmic reticulum.
ACACAAGUAAUCGAUUUCGUAUUCCUCUAGGAGAUUCCUAAUAUAACGAGCGCUUGUAAUAUGGAGUCGCAAAAUUCUCUAUUUUUUAUCGCGGUUCUUGUUUUUCUAGUUGAUUUAUCCGUAGAGCAUUCUGAACACAGCUUUGGUGGACGCACACAUAGUGACCAGGAUGAUCAUAUCGCCUUCCUUGGAGAGAAGAUGGCCAAAGAAUUUGACAAACUUUCCCCUCAAGAGUCCAGGAGACGGCUCAGAAUGCUAGUGCCCCGUAUUGAUAUCAACAAAGACGGCUUCGUAGAGGAGGCUGAGUUGGAGAUCUGGGUUCGACAUAAGAUGCAGAAGUGGACCGUUGAUGAGGACGUGGACGCCAUAUUCAGAGACCUGGACAUGAAUAACAAUGACAAGGUCACGUGGAAGGAGUAUAUGACUAGAACAUUUGGAUUUACUGAGGAGGACAUGCACAUUAAAUGGGAAAGAUCAAAUCUGGAAAAGUAUGUCUUGUUUGAUAAGAAGAAAUGGCGGUACAGUGACCAAGACAAAGAUGGUAUGCUAAACAGGCAGGAGUACGAAUAUUUUCACCAUCCAAAAGAACAUGAAAUCAUGUUGCCCUAUAUUGCUGUGGAAAUACUCGAUCGAUAUGAUAAGGACGAAGAUGGUCGCCUAUCUUUGGACGAAUAUUUGGCCUACAUCGAUAUGCCAGCAUUCAAUACCCUGUACAUAGCGGACUUCAAUGAAAAAUACGACGUCGACCACGAUGGAUUCCUUAACCUGAAAGAAAUGGAAGAAUGGAGAAGGCCGAAAAACUUUAACAAAGCGCUGGGAGAGGCUCAGCAUUUAAUAGAGUAUGCAGACAUGAAUAAGGAUGGAAAACUAACAGCAGAUGAGUUUGUCACAAGUCAUGAGAUCUUUGCCGGAAGCUACGUCACACAGUUUGGUCAAACAUAUCACGACGAGUUUUAAUCCAGUACUUUUGGGCAAAUGUGCUCAGUUUAUUAGCUCUGUCGAUGCAUGUAAAAGCAUUUAAUCUGCUGUAUAUAGAAAUUUAGUUUAAUCGACGCAACUUCACUCAAUUUUUUGAAGUUUUAAACAUUAGGUAUUGAGUCCAUUUUUCAAUUGACCCCAGUUAUAUGUUGUCGUACAAAGUUGCAUCAUGGUUUACCGAUCAAAUUCAAUCUUAAAACGGCUGGUUUCCUUUUAACAGUGGAGAGAGUGUAGUUUCAGGAGCUCGUGGCUCUGUAAUAUUUUUAAUGUUCCCUCCCCUUCAUUGGCAGUUAACUGGGAUUCAAUUUUCAAUUGCCUCCUCCCAUCCUUUAUACUCUGGUGCAUAUAAGUAAACCUCACUGUCGAGCAGCAGUUUCCCCCCUCCUCCCUUCCGUGAAAAACCUCGUUUCGGUAGGGAAUCAGAUUGCAAUAAUCAGCUUUGUUACACGAUUCAAUAAACGAACGUACAUCGUGA